Molecule: messenger RNA, 2069 nt
Organism: Phoenix dactylifera (date palm)
Lineage: Eukaryota; Viridiplantae; Streptophyta; Magnoliopsida; Arecales; Arecaceae
Source: RefSeq, a predicted model, not a curated record
CAAGAGAGAUGCCGUUUCUUGCACCCUCCCCUCCUCCUCCUCUUCUUAACUGCCCCCAUUUUCUUCUCCACUCGUCAGCCACCAGCAUUCCGCCCUCAGUUCUCGCAUACUCCCCGUCUCCCUCCCCAGUCUCCAUUUCACUCUCCAAAACUCCUUUUUUUUGUCAUAUCCCUUCCACGAAUUCUUUCUCAUUCUUGUUACUUUAACUCAUUGAACGAGAGAGAGAAUAAUUUAAGAAUGUCGUUCUGGAACGGCGAUUUUCUGAACAGCGAGCGCAAGCCGACGUCCAUCUUCGGGCUGAAGCUGUGGGUGGUGAUCGGCAGCGUCGGCGCCGCCAUCGUCCUUGUCCUCUUUCUCCUCUCCCUCUGCCUCACCGCCCGCCGCCGCCGCCCCGCCGCCCCCACCGGGAAACCCCUCAAGCUCCACCUCCAGGAUCCCACCCCGCCCGUCUCCAAGGACAUCCCCGAGAUCGUCCACCACCACCAGCAGCGCCACCGAGCCCCAUCCUCCGCCGCCGCCCUCGCCGAUGUCCAGAUCGACAUCGGCGGUAAGGCGGAGCACCGGGUGGUGCUGGCCGAGCAACACCGGCCGCCGGCUGGAGAGAGCCGGGGGACAACGGAGGGGACGACGCCCGUCGAUGGUGGGCGGGGGCCACCGGAGGUGUCGCAUCUGGGGUGGGGACACUGGUACACGCUGCGGGAGCUGGAGAGUGCCACCGGCGGGUUCGCGGAGGAGAAUGUCAUCGGAGAGGGCGGUUAUGGGAUCGUGUACCGGGGGCUCCUGGCCGAUAACUCCAUGGUCGCCGUUAAGAACUUGCUCAAUAAUAGGGGUCAAGCAGAAAAGGAGUUCAGAGUAGAAGUUGAUACAAUUGGGCGCAUUAGGCACAAGAAUCUGGUCAGGUUGCUUGGUUACUGUGUUGAGGGGGCUUACAGGAUGCUUGUCUAUGAGUAUGUAGACAAUGGCAAUCUGGAUCUGCUUCAUGGGGAUGUCGGAGUAGUGAGUCCGCUAACAUAUAUCAGGAUGAAGAUAAUACUGGGAACGGCAAAAGGGUUGGCCUAUCUUCAUGAGGGGCUUGAACCAAAGGUUGUCCACCGUGAUGUCAAAUCCAGCAACAUACUACUUGACCAGCAGUGGAAUCCAAAGGUGUCGGACUUUGGGCUUGCCAAGCUCUUGUAUUCUGAGAGGAGUUAUGUAACAACUCGCGUCAUGGGGACUUUUGGCUAUGUGGCACCUGAGUAUGCUAGCACUGGGAUGCUGAAUGAGAGAAGUGAUGUUUACGGCUUUGGGGUGCUUGUCAUGGAGAUCAUAUCUGGGAGAGCCCCUGUGGAUUACACAAGACCAUCUGGGGAGGUGAAUUUGGUUGAAUGGUUGAAGACCAUGGUCGGAGGCAGGAAAACUGAGCAGGUUGUGGAUCCUAAGAUGCCAGAGAAGCCAUCUCCCAAAGCACUCAAACGGGCACUUCUAGUUGCCCUGCGGUGUGUCGACCCUGAUGCGCAAAAACGGCCUAAAAUGGGACAUGUGAUCCAUAUGCUUGAAAUGGAUGAGUUGCUAUUUCAUGAUGAUCGUAAACUCGGGCGAGAAGCAUCUUCUCAGCCAUCAGACCGGUACAACCAAAGAGAGGAGGGAAGCUUCCGCAGGCAUGAUCAGACAAGCUGGCGAUGACAGGAUCAAGUAGGUGGCUGACAAUUUGAGCUUGUAAAUUUGCAACAAUAAUGGAAUUCUUCCCUUCUCGUCCGUUUCACGUUACAUUCUCAUCUUGCAUUCAGAACUGUGCUGAGAAAAUGAUUUCUUAUUGAGGACAUCCAAUUAUGGAAAUAAUAUUUGAUGAUAUCUUUCAGCUUGUAUCUACAAGUGGAUGUUGUCUGACUCGAAUUUUAUUUUGUCAUGGUCUCCUCUGCAUGCGGCCUCUUCACCACUGGAACCUAAAAUGUCCUUCAUGGCUUUGUCUCUUGCUUCCAAGUGGUCUUUCUGUGCCCUUAUUUCAAGAAACAUCAUUUAUAGCAGUAAUAUGGAAUAUAGAUGAUCAACAAGUAGAUGCUGUUGAUUUGAUUUGAUUUUUUUUUUCUCAA